AAUGGUAAAAGGUUUACUCCAGCCGAGUUUCAACAACUACAGGAUUUUAUACAAUUUUCAUCUAAAAAACUAACUGAAGUGUUGGAAGAAGAAUUUAAAGAAGACGGAGCUUUGUCUAAGUACAACCCUGAAGGGGAUAUUGACCUCGAGGGCUUCCAACUGUUUUUGGACACAUAUUUGGAGAUUGAAACUCCACGAGAUUUAUCCAAACGUCUUUUCCUUUCGUUUUUAAAAACAUCGCCCCAGUCCAACUCCCAGAGUUUUGAUGGUCGUCUUCUCAAGGUGGCAGCUGUGACGUCUACAACAGCCUGUGCACCUCUGACGUCACACAAUGGUUGUGGUUCUUUACCGGAACUAGCCAAAUCCGGACAAGCAGAGAAGAAGGACGAUAAAUAUCACGGACUGGCGGAAAGAUUCCAUGGUUUUACAGAAAAGUUGCAUAGUCUCGGACACCAUCGCAGUGAUAGUGACAGCUUCACGGGCAAGUCCGGUAGCGCUUCUAUUCACCCAAUGGUGACCGUUACCCAAAACUACGGGGACCAGUUGUCCACGGAUUCUUCUCCUAAUCAGAGUGUAGUGUCCAGAAACUCUUCCCGAAAGUCCAACAGUUCCAUCCACAUACACAACAUCGACUUAAGGAAGACAGGUAGCCUUGUGGAUGUCCACGCGCUACAAGUUCCUUUAAAAGAUAUUGUUUGUUAUCUGUCGCUUCUGGAAGCUGGAAGACCAGAAGAUAAGCUUGAAUUUAUGUUUCGGCUUUACGACACUGAUAGUAACGGCUACCUCGACAGCAACGUAAGUGAUUUUUUAUGUUCUUUAUUGACAUACGAGUUUCCACAUUACUGAUAAUUUCUAGCUAUU
Limulus polyphemus (Atlantic horseshoe crab) is the source of this 861-nucleotide messenger RNA. RefSeq names its product diacylglycerol kinase 1-like. The annotation marks the transcript as partial. The record is from RefSeq and is a predicted model, not a curated record. NCBI's taxonomy places the organism in Eukaryota, Metazoa, Arthropoda, Merostomata, Xiphosura, Limulidae. The transcript is spliced from 7 exons. Gene Ontology annotation, molecular function: calcium ion binding.